Molecule: messenger RNA, 1630 nt
Organism: Xylona heveae TC161
Lineage: Eukaryota; Fungi; Ascomycota; Xylonomycetes; Xylonales; Xylonaceae
Product: cyclin-like protein
Exons: 2
Coding region: 207-1523 (438 amino acids)
Biological process (GO): regulation of transcription by RNA polymerase II; regulation of cyclin-dependent protein serine/threonine kinase activity
Cellular component (GO): nucleus; transcription factor TFIIK complex
Molecular function (GO): cyclin-dependent protein serine/threonine kinase regulator activity
Source: RefSeq, a predicted model, not a curated record
AAUCUUUUUCUAUUGUUAAAUCAAUUUAAUUAUAUCAUCAUCACAUUUAUUUCAGUUCACAGCUAAUUUGCUCAUUCUGAGCCAGGACAGGUAAACAGUUUCGUCACCACCCAACCUCGGAGGUCGUCACAGCUUCAAGCGACAUCUUUGUGUGUAGAGUCCACCACAUUGACGUCUGGAUCUCUCUGUCAUCUAGGACGCCGACCAUGACAGAAGACGAAGCAUACCGCACAUCUACGCAAUAUCGACUAUGGUCCUUUACGCCUGAAGCGCUCGCUUCUCUGCGAUCCACGACGAAUGCGCUUGCUGCGGAUCGAGUGCGAAUCGCGAUAAAGCGGACGCGGGAGGCCAAAGCAUUGUCUACAGACACUGGCAGCGGCAGCACCAGCGAGACCGAGACAGCAGCAACAGCGGCAGCCAAGCAGCAAAAUGGAAGAGGAGAAUCAAAUGGAACAGCAACACCUUCUUUCAACAAGGAAGCCGACCAGGAAAUCGAAUGCCUGACGGUCGAAGAAGAACAGAAGCUGAUCGGCUUCUACUGCGUGCGCGCAAUGGAGUUGUCGGACUUUUGCAACUUUCCUACCAACGUCAAGGCAACCGCCGUGCAAUUCCUCAAACGGUUCUACCUCUCCAACUCCCCAAUGACAUACCACCCGAAAUCCAUCAUGCCGUCGGCAGUCUUCCUCGCCACCAAGACCGAAAACCACUAUACCUCGCUGCGCAGCUUCUCCUCGAAACUCGGAUCGAAAGUUACCCCGGACGAUGUGAUUGCGCCGGAGUACCUCGUCACCCAGGGCCUGCGGUUCACAUUUGACGUGCGGCACCCGCUGCGCGGACUGGAGGGGGGCUUCAUGGAACUGCUCGCGUUGGCAGAAGGCAAGGGUGUUCCGCUGGCGGGGCGAGGGGAGCGACGGAGCCCGCAGGAACUACAAGCCGAGAUGCAGAGACAGGUUGGGGCGGAGAACGCGGCGGGUCUGACGGUCCGGAUACGCACAGCGCAUGGCAAGGCCAAGGAGAUACUGAAGACGGCGGCGGUGUUGACGGAUGCGUAUUUCCUGUACACGCCGUCGCAGAUCUGGCUGGCGACGCUGCUGCGCGUGGAUGAACCGCUGGCGAUGUAUUAUAUCGAUACCAAGUUUCCUUUGGCGAUUACUGCUAGUAGCGGUAGCGGAGUCCAGGGUGGUGGUGGUGGUGAUGAUGGUACAUCGAUGACGAUGAAUGCGGUGGUGGCGGAACUCAAGGCGAAGCUGGUGACUACGCUACGUGCGUGCGCGACGCUGCUGGCGUCUACGACUGCGACGGUGUCUCCGUCCAAGGAGGAGUUUGCGGAGCUCAAGCGCAUUGACAAGAAGCUGUAUGCGUGUCGGAAUCCGGAGAAGAUUGAUAUAGCGGGUCUGAGUCGAGGGCCGAAAAGAGAGGGUGCGAGUUCAGAAGAGGAGCAGGCGGCGAAGAAGAGAAAGUUCGAAAGGGAAAAGGCAGAUCAAGAGGCAGCGGACGUAUUCGGGCCAGAGUUGAAAAAGUGAUAUCCCUUGAGCGAAAGUAAAUCUAUCGAGCAUGACAUGCAUGGCGUUGGCGUACUUGGGGCACGAAUAAUGGAGUUUUCACAUAAUAAAAGCAGACUUUUGCGGAC